Molecule: messenger RNA, 699 nt
Organism: Naegleria gruberi
Lineage: Eukaryota; Heterolobosea; Eutetramitea; Acrasida; Naegleriidae
Exons: 1
Coding region: 1-699 (232 amino acids)
Source: RefSeq, a predicted model, not a curated record
AUGGGAAUCACGAGGAGAGGAGGAUAUAAUCCCUUCGGAAUUCAAUUUUUGGUAGUAUUCUUAAUAAUUACGAUUUAUGUUACCUCGACUUGGAAGGAAACAGUUUUCUGCAGAGAACAAGUUAAUUACCCUGCCCAGCAACAUCAAAAGCUUGUGGAAAGUUUGUUGAAUAUUGUAACCUCUCCCAGAGAGAGAAACAUAUCGGAGACAUUUUCCCUCUUGUCUCACAAUUAUUAUUUAAAGGUUUACGGUUCUGUGAAGGAUUCAUCAAUUAGCUUUUCAGGCUCGUACAAAGGACCAAAAGCUUGGGAAUUGUUUUACAAACAGUUGAGUAAGGUUUUCAAUUUGAAUAAGUAUGAAUUUAAGGAAUACACAUUCAUGGCUGGUCCUACUGGUCAAGUGAAUCAAUCGAGCGUUGUUCAGUUAUACGAUAUUCAUCAUACAAUUUAUCAGAGCCUUAAGGUUUCAAUAAGUGAGAUGAUUUAUUUCGAAAGUGAUCCUCUCAAUAAUGUAAUCACUGAAACUCAUUUGUUUUGUGACACCAAUCACUUGGCAAACGUUCUUUCAGUUGACAGUGGAAAGACAGACACUGAAACUUUCUUUGUUGUUGGAGCUGGAUUAAUUGGCAUGCUAAUCGGAUCAGGUAGGUCAAUUUCACGUAUUUUAUUUCCUAACUGGAUCUAUUAUUGCUUUAAAUGA